Glycine soja is the source of this 1891-nucleotide messenger RNA. Its product is annotated as putative UDP-glucose flavonoid 3-O-glucosyltransferase 3. Gene Ontology annotation, molecular function: UDP-glycosyltransferase activity. Lineage: Eukaryota; Viridiplantae; Streptophyta; Magnoliopsida; Fabales; Fabaceae. Bases 308 to 1699 code for a protein of 463 amino acids. The record is from RefSeq and is a predicted model, not a curated record. The transcript has a single exon.
GAACAAAAUUCAGGCACAUUGUGGACGUGACUUGACAUGGACCUUUCUGGUUCUUCUGAAGAAGACGAAGGCUCUUGCAUUCCAAUGGCUCGAGUCCUGAAAAGGACUUGUUCUUCAUGGUUAAGGCCUUCAUCAAAAUACAUGUGGAUUCUCCUACUCUGCCAGCCCAUUUUUACUUGUUUGCCCAAUCAGCUUUGGGGUUAUAACGUCCAUCCAUGUCCACAUAUGCCAAUAUCAUAGGUUGACGAUAAGACCCCAAUCAGCAUAAAAAGAAAAAGACUUGCGUGGACUUGAGUUGUGAGGAAGGAUGAAGAAAGCUGCACGAGUGGUGUUUAUCCCUUCUCCAGGAGUUGGUCAUCUUGUGCCCACCAUUGAGUUCGCCAAGCUUCUCAUCAACCACGAUGAGCGUCUCUGGAUCAGUGUGUUGGUAAUGGACACCACAAGUGCUGCUUACACAGAGUCCCUUGCAUCCCAACGUCUCCAGUUCAUCAACCUCCCCGAAUCACCCUCCAAAUCUGAACCAGCAAUGACCUCUCUCCUCGAACAACAAAAACCACACGUCAAACAAGCUGUCUCCAACCUCAUCUCUGACGACUCCGCCCCAGCACUCGCCGCCUUUGUCGUGGACAUGUUCUGCACAACCAUGAUUGAUGUGGCCAAAGACUUGAAGGUUCCUUCGCUGGUCUUCUUCACCUCAGGCCUUGCCUUUCUUGGUUUGAUGCUUCAUCUUCACACCCUGAGGGAACAGGACAAGACCCACUUCAGGGAGUCCCAAACUCACUUGCUCAUCCCCUCCUUCGCCAACCCAGUCCCGCCAACAGCUUUGCCUUCUCUUGUGCUCGACAAGGACUGGGACCCCAUUUUCUUGGCCUACGGGGCUGGCCUCAAGAAAGCCGAUGCUAUUAUAGUAAAUUCAUUCCAGGAGCUGGAAUCCCGUGCGGUGAGCUCCUUCUCCUCCCACGCCAUUUAUCCGGUUGGACCCAUGCUAAACCCAAACCCCAAGUCCCAUUUCCAGGAUGAUAACGACAGGGACAUCCUCGACUGGCUAGACAGUCAGCCUCCCUCCUCUGUAGUAUUCCUGUGCUUCGGGAGCAAGGGUUCUUUUGGAGAGGACCAGGUCAGGGAGAUUGCACGUGCUCUUCAGGACAGUGGCCUCCGCUUCCUAUGGUCCCUGCGGAAACCUCCCCCCAGUGAUUCCAGUUUCAUGGCCAUGCCCUCUGAUUACCUUCCCUCCGAUUUCGUUGAAAUUUUACCCCCGGGCUUCCUAGAUCGGACGGCAGGAAUCGGAAAGGUCAUCGGAUGGGCCCCUCAGGCCCAAAUACUGGCCCACCCGGCCACUGGAGGCUUUGUUUCCCACUGCGGUUGGAAUUCUACCCUUGAGAGCAUAUAUUUUGGUGUGCCCAUUGCCACCUGGCCGCUCUACGCCGAACAGCAGACCAAUGCAUUUUUACUGGUCCGUGAGCUCAACAUGGCUGUGGAGAUUGCGUUGGAUUACAGGGUGCAGUUCAUGGCUGGACCUAACACUCUUUUGAGUGCGGACAAGAUACAAAACGGAAUAAGGAAUCUGAUGGACAUGGAUCUAGACACAAAGAAGAGAGUCAAGGAAAUGAGUGAAAAAAGUAGGACGACUUCCUUAGAAGGUGGAUGUUCCCACUCUUAUUUAGGUCGUUUGAUUGAUUAUAUAAUGAAUCAAGUCUAACCAUGUAUAUACAACAUGGAUGGUUGGAGGAUAUAUAUAUAUAUAUUUAGUUCAGCACAGGUCAAUCGGACCUCAAUAUUUCAAUUACCUGUUACUGUAACUGAUUUCUUUGUUUCAAAUUCUUGCCACUGUGCAUCAAACGCGUGUUUCCAUCUGAACAUUGUCCGAAAUUAUAUAUUUUUUGUCAAGUUA